AUUGCAUAAACUUUUAAUAACAUCAAUACAACAGUUAGAGUAUUAACUCAUUGACUGAUAGUUUCAAUAAUUUUGAAAACAAUAUUUGAAUCCCAAAGUGAUUAUCGGUAACAAUACACUGGCCAUACAUUUACCGAUUUGGUCGUCGCCAUCACUAUCACCGCAAUGGGUAAACCAAAGAAACGAAAUGCAUUCUUGGAGUUCAUGAUGUAUACACAGACAGAAUUGAGACGACAGGGAAAGGAUUAUGCGAUCGGCAGUCCAGAGCUCAGUAGGAUUGCCGGCGAUAAAUGGAGCGGUAUGUCGAAAGAGGAACGGGAACCUUAUGUACAAAAGGCCGACAAAUUUAACACAUCGACGAAAUCGCGACAAGAAUCCAGUCAUCAGAAUCAUCGACAACAACAACGUUUAAGUAGAGGUUUGGCUUAUAUGUCGGUACAAAAGUCGGGCCAGAGUUCGUCCACACCGAUGGCAGAGCAGCAGCAGAUGGACAAUGAUGUCGACAGUGAUGGCAGCGACGAUGAAUGUGGCAGUGCUGACGCUGUCGAGGCAUUAGUCAAGUCAUUCAAAACUCGAGAACAGCUACUGAAGGCUUCGUUCUUCAUUGUCAGCACUAAUGUCAUGUGUCAAACAAAAGAUAAUGAAUGGCCACCACUUGAGAUUGGGAUUUGUAAAUACAGUUUGGCCAACGGUGUUGAGUUCAUAUACCAUAAAUUUAUUGAUCCGGGAGGCGUACCAAUAGGUUACAUGAGUAUUGCCAAAGAGCACUCCAAUGAGUUUCAUCGGAUACCUGUUCUGAACUUUGCUUUAGCGGAAACAAAUAUUCCUAAAAUUGUCGAAGAGAUUAAACAAAUUCUAGAAGAAUCUCGAUUUACCGAUGAGUCCACUGGACAACGGUCACGGAUGAUGGUGUUCUGCAAUGAAGACGCAAUUGUACAGAACAAAGGUGUAUUUCGGUGGUUAGCCGACGCAUAUAGCAAAAAAUUGGCCACAAAAGGCCGACCAGCCUUUAUCUGGAAUCUCGAUGUCAUUGAUAUUAUCAAUUUGGCAUACAAUCUGUGCGACGCUGGGGGUAAACGUACUCCCGUUCCCUUUGUUGAAGCUUUCUUCAAGACAGCAAAGUUUGAACAUAAGUUGAACACCGAUUGUGAAUUUCAUGUGGAACAGGGAAGUAUUUAUUGUGCUCAGGGAGUCACCCGACGGCUGUGCUACAUGUUGUCCGACAAAUUGUGUCCACUGUUUAACAUUAAGCCCACCGAUCAGCACUUGCCGCCCGACCGUGACCGCGAAGAAAUUGUUAUCGAAGAAUACGAGGGCGACUUCAACGAAGUGAAACCUAUACCCGUCAAUAGCUAUAAGAAUACACCCAAUAAUCUUCAGGACAGGUAUUGGGUGGAUAAAGAUGAACCUCAAGAGCCACACAUAAAAAGUGAAAGACAAAAAUCGCCAGUCAAUGAACCGCGCAGAUCAAUUGGUAUUGGCCGCGGGAGGCCAUCGAUGGGCAAUAGUGAGGCCGGUUAUAGUCAGAAAAAACAUGACGAAGACUGGUAGAGUUAUACAGUAUAAUA
Oppia nitens is the source of this 1568-nucleotide messenger RNA. RefSeq names its product protein maelstrom-like. The transcript has 4 exons. The record is from RefSeq and is a predicted model, not a curated record. Gene Ontology annotation, molecular function: sequence-specific DNA binding. Gene Ontology annotation, biological process: regulation of miRNA-mediated gene silencing; spermatogenesis; piRNA processing. Lineage: Eukaryota; Metazoa; Arthropoda; Arachnida; Sarcoptiformes; Oppiidae. Gene Ontology annotation, cellular component: nucleus; P granule. Bases 166 to 1551 code for a protein of 461 amino acids.